Messenger RNA from Etheostoma cragini (Arkansas darter), 1109 nucleotides. Its product is annotated as G-protein coupled receptor 35. Gene Ontology annotation, molecular function: G protein-coupled receptor activity. The coding region runs from base 183 to 1046 and encodes 287 amino acids. Gene Ontology annotation, biological process: positive regulation of Rho protein signal transduction; phospholipase C-activating G protein-coupled receptor signaling pathway. Gene Ontology annotation, cellular component: membrane. NCBI's taxonomy places the organism in Eukaryota, Metazoa, Chordata, Actinopteri, Perciformes, Percidae. The transcript has 2 exons. The record is from RefSeq and is a predicted model, not a curated record.
CUAUUUUUUUGCAACAGAGACCACACAUGCAUCAGAGAGAGGAACUGAUACAAAUGUAGCAGAGCUUCACACAGAUCGUCACAUUUUCAACCAGACCUAAAAAUGCGAGUGCAGCUGCCUUUCAAAAUCAUUCCAAUAAGGUUCAUGCUCAGGAGAACAGCUCAUUUGAUGUAAGAAGAAGAAUGAUGUUAGUGUGCAACAGCACCACCAACACCACCAAUAUUCAAGUGGAGGCUCUUCAGGGUUCGGGGUACAGUCUCGUGUUUCUCCUGGGUUUGCUUGUCAAUGCUGCUGCUCUGCGUGCCUUCAUUGCCAAACGGGGACCCUGGACAGACACCCACAUCUACAUGCUUAACCUGGUUAUAGCUGAUACUGCUCUCAUCCUCUUCAUACCCUUAAGGAUCUAUGAUGCCUUCUACAGAAUGCCCAGGAGUUUAUUGUGUACAUUCCUCAUUUUCCUACAUUACAUCAACAUGUAUGCCAGCAUUUUGACCACCACGGCCAUCUGUGUCCAGCGCUACCUGGUCAUAAGGUUCCCGCUGCAGGCCAGAUCCUGGAGAAAGAAGAAAGAGACAGCUUGUGCUGUGUGUUUGGUCAUAUGGGGACUUCUUGUGACAAUAUGUGCUGUAUUCCGAAACGAUAAUCACCCUGAGAAACUCUGGACCUGUUACGGGAGAUGUAAAGAUAUCCCACUUCAUCCAGAGUUCAUUGCCAUUCUGGUGUGUCUAGGCUUCCUCACGCCACUGCUGAUCAUUGUCUUCUGCUCCAGUCGCAUCAUCUGUAUUCUGUUAAAGGUGAAUGAUAAGUCGGAGGAAAGGAAAAGCACCAUUGGCAUAGUAACAGCGAACAUGAUUGUGUUUCUUUUCUGCUACACGCCGAUUCAUAUUGGCUUUAUUGUCAACUACUUUGAAAAAGUACCUAAAAACUGGCAGUCUAAACACUUACCUGCACACAUGUAUCUACUGGCGGCUGAAUGGAUCGCCUCCACAAACUGCUGUUUUGAUUCCAUCAGCUAUUAUUUUCUAUUGAAACAGUUUUAUUCUUAAGUAAAAUGGAGUACAAACAUGUAUCUAUACUUAUUUAAGAAUCCACAAUAUUAAAAAAAUGAU